AUGCUCGCGGCUCUCCUCCCCCUUCUUGCUGUCCCCGCUGCGGCGCACAUGACCAUGUGGCACCCGGCCAUGUACGGUUUCAGACCUGACGACCUGGAGUACAGCCAGGCUGCCACUCCGCCUCCGCUCGGCGCCGCCUUUGACCAGUGGUGGUUCCGUGGCGCCAUUAACGAGCCGCCUGCUGAUGGCACGUUCAUGGAGCUCCCCGCUGGCGGGGUGUUCACGGGCGAGAUCUCGAACAAUAAGAUAUACACGAGCUGGGGCAAGAAGCCCACGCCCGACACUGGCAAGAUGGCGUCCUCUACCCAGGGCAACGGCCUCCUGCACUCGCUAGACCGGCCGUUCGGCAUGGCGCCCGAGCAGACCAAGGAGGUGAUGGGUUGCGGUCUCGGUAUCGUAUACGAGUCGGACGUGCACAAGAUCAAGCCCGAAGACUUUGCCAUCAUCUCGACCAACCGCUACUGCCCAUGGUACCGCGACGUCGACUUCCACAUCCCGAAGGGCUUGCCGGCUUGUCCUGAGGGUGGCUGCCACUGCAUGUGGGGCUGGAUCCACAACGAGCGUGGCGGCGGCCAGGAGCUGUACUUUACCGGUUACCGCUGCAACGUAACUGGUGACACGGGCACGAUCCCCCUUCCAAAGCCAGCUAUUGCGCGCAAGUGCCCGUCUAACAAGAACAACUGCACGGUCGGUGCGAAGCAGCCCCUGUACUGGAUGGUGGCCGAGGAGGGCCGAAACAACCACCAGGGAUACUCGGACGCUCCGUUUUACAACGAGGCUUACGGGUGGAAGAACGGCGCCCAGGACGAUCUCUGGGACAUUGACCUCGGUACUACCUGGCUCAACUCGUCCGACCAGGCCCCCAUUCCGGACGCGGCUGGCGCGUGGCACGACCCGAUUAUCCAGCGCGACGCCAACGCGCCCGUUGGCAAGGUCUCUGGUCCCGGCGCCGUCAACUCACCCGACUCGAACGCCACGCCCUCAAACUCGUCCAACCCUGCCACCGACUCGAGUGCAUCUGUCUCACCCUCCGGAUCCAGCGCCUCUACCGCUAGCUCGAAUCCUACUGUUUCAGCAUCUGGCUCUAGCUCGGGACCUGUUGUCUCGCCUUCCGCUGUGCCGGGCCUCAACCCCGACGACAGCAACCUCAAGGUCGAGCCCAGCGGCGCAGAGCUUCCUGGCCUCUCCUUCGCGGGCGCCAGCUCGGCCGGGGCGAGCAGCUCGGCCGCCGCUGGCACCUCAGCUCACCCGACUGGGUCUGGCCUCAGCAACUCGACCGUCUCCGCUGGCAGUGACUACUCGUCCGCGUCCGCUGGCAGUAGCAGCUCGACCGCACCUAGCGGCAGCGCCACCUCGGGUCCGCCCAAGAAGUGCAAGAAGCGCAAGCGCGCCCACCGCCUCCGCCUCUAA
Cutaneotrichosporon cavernicola is the source of this 1410-nucleotide messenger RNA. RefSeq lists its product as uncharacterized. The coding region runs from base 1 to 1410 and encodes 469 amino acids. The transcript has 2 exons. The record is from RefSeq and is a predicted model, not a curated record. Lineage: Eukaryota; Fungi; Basidiomycota; Tremellomycetes; Trichosporonales; Trichosporonaceae.